GUUUACUCCUGAGGCUAUAAAAGUCAUACACACUGAAUCAGUAGAAUGCAUUUAUAAACCAGUUAGUUAGCCAUGUUUAGUACACUGGUUAGAGCUUCACGACAGAGAUAUGCGUUCUUUGCCGUACACAAGAUGGCUAGUAUAGUAGUUACUAGACAAAGUUCUGGCAAAACUAGCGAUUAUUGUCAUCAUCGUUUAUACUCCAAUUCUGAUGAGUCCAAACCAUUCUCUGAGAUACCAACUGUUGAGGGAUGGUCACCAACGGCAACAGCGGAGGAUCAGAACACUAACUAUGCACGGCUGCUCGAGAGGUACGGACAAGUGUACAAGAUGAGGGAGCAAGGCAGUGAUGCAUGGACGAUAGUGGUACAUGGGCCAAAAGCAGUUCAAGCAAUGUACGCCUCGGAGGGAAGGUGUCCUUCUCGAGGGCGGCUAUUUACAGAGGCCAUCAGCCGGGUAUACAAGGACAACAAAUGGCGACCUUCAAUGGCAUUUGCGGGUGGACAGGAGUGGAGGAGAAUUCGAUUGGCCGCUAGGAAACAAGCAACCCCAAAGUGGGCGUGGCAGGCACUGGACCCCCUGCAUAGGUUGGGGGCGUGGCUAGGGGGUGCUCUCAACGGAGGGGGAGAUAUCAGACCAGCACUCGGUCACUGGGCAUACAAAGGCACGGCUUUGUUUGUCCUAGGGGACAUUGUCGACCUUGACCACACCCACAAAACAUUCAUGAGGGCGGGGUUAAAGUUCACACGAAGUCUAAAAUCAAUUUUAACCUCUCGAAACCAAAACAGUGAUUUUGUUGAAACAGGAAACACAAUGCGACAAUUAGGUAGACAGAUAAUGGAGAGGAGAUACCAAAGGAUGAAAGAAGGAAGAGAAACAAAUACAACACUACCGGGAGUGUUUGAGGAAUGGAUCAGGGAAGGAGUGUUCUCACCAGAGGAAGCUGUGGUACACUGUACAGAUCUAAUGGCUACAAGCUUCGAUGCUACAGCUAACAUGGCUACAUUCCUAUUAUUCGAGAUAGCCAAGCAACCGUCCCUACAAGAGCAGCUAUACAGAGAAAUCACCAUAGCAACCACCACACACAGGCGAGUGACCAUAGCAGACCUACAGCAAAUGAGGUUACUAAGAGACUGUGUCAAAGAGACGCUGAGAAUGUAUCCACCCAUGGCCAUUGGACGGAGGGUGGUAACCAUGGAUACUACAAUCAGCGGCUAUGCCAUUCCUAGUGGAACAAAUGUACACGCAACGAUGGGUCUAAUGUCACAUGACCCAACCUACUUCAACGAGCCAAUGAGAUUCAAGCCAGACAGAUGGAGAGAAAAGGACACAAUUCAAUCGUUUUCAUGUCUUCCAUUUGGUUUUGGAUCAAGAGCUUGCUACGGACGAAGGUUUGCAGAGCUUCAGUUGUACAGCUUGCUCUUAUCGGUCGUACCACGCUAUAAACUAUCGACAACACAACAGAGCAUACAGGUAGAGUAUAGCUCCGGCCUGGUUGCCAUGGAACCCGUGUCACUAACACUAGAGGCAAGAUGAACACAGGAACAAAUUUGUUUGCGUUUGUGUGUGUACGUACUCAAUAAAUCAGAUAUUCAAAUUUUAUUUUAUAAUCUCAUUUCUAGAACAGAACAAUUUUAUUUAUUACCCAGUAGUCAUUCAACACACCUUUUUCAAUUUUUUUUUCUGCAUGUACAGUAUGGUUUAAUUAAGCCCUAAAAUGCACAUUAUAGAAACUCCCAUUUUCUGG
Messenger RNA from Halichondria panicea, 1747 nucleotides. Its product is annotated as cytochrome P450 10-like. The transcript has 10 exons. The coding region runs from base 73 to 1536 and encodes 487 amino acids. NCBI's taxonomy places the organism in Eukaryota, Metazoa, Porifera, Demospongiae, Suberitida, Halichondriidae. Gene Ontology annotation, molecular function: oxidoreductase activity, acting on paired donors, with incorporation or reduction of molecular oxygen; heme binding; iron ion binding. The record is from RefSeq and is a predicted model, not a curated record.